Messenger RNA from Platichthys flesus (European flounder), 4140 nucleotides. RefSeq names its product NLR family CARD domain-containing protein 3-like. The transcript has a single exon. The record is from RefSeq and is a predicted model, not a curated record. Bases 1092 to 2750 code for a protein of 552 amino acids. Lineage: Eukaryota; Metazoa; Chordata; Actinopteri; Pleuronectiformes; Pleuronectidae.
ACCCUCACACACAGAGUAAGAGACUGUUUCUACUGGGACCUGCUCUGAAGAGGAUCUAGUUUCCUCUAGUGUGGCCCCUGCAUUAGGACACAGCUUCAUUGAAGUUGGUGACUAAUCUCUCAGAAUCACUCAAAGAGCUCAGACCUCCACCAAGAACCAACACGCUCCUUAUGAAACCACUUUGAAAUCCACUAGAGACUCAUUUGGAUUUGGAUCUGCACCAAAUUCCACACACUGGUAAACAUCAGUCCUGUGAAAGAGGACCCCCCCCCCCCCCCCCCCCGAUCUGGUUCACAGACCACAACCUUCCACCAAGUUUACUGGUAAUCUGUUGUUUUUUAUAAUCCCACUAACGAACCAACCAACACACAAACAUACUGGGUGAACACAAAACCUCCUUGACAGAAGUGAUGACAACCUGUGACUGUGACAUGUGAGUUAUCAGGACAUGUCUUCACAGGGAGAGGAAGAGGAGUCAUGUUUCUGAGGAGGAGCAGUCGUCCUGCUGUGCUUCGUGUCAGGACGUCCUGAAGGAUCCAGUCUCCACCAGCUGUGGACACUGGUUCUGCAGACAGUGCAUCACCUCAUACUGGGACAAGUCUGGUUCUUCAGGAGACUCCUCCUGUCCCCAGUGUGGACAAAGAUCCAGAACAGGAGCUGGAGGUCAGACAGCCGGUCAGAGCAGCACUGUACAUGUGUCUGCUGAUGUCUUCACUUCUGACAACAGCACAUGUGGUUUUAUUUUGUUCCUUCAUACAGCAUCAACAUUUAACAUCGUUAGAAAAGCACAAAGUUAAAAAGCUUUUAUUUUCUGUAGUUUUUCUGGAUCUGAUGAAAACAAUCAGCAGAUUCUCAGAUUCUCUGUCUCUCACAUUGUUUCUUGUCUUUCAGCAGAUCGUGGUCUGCAGGAGGUUUCAGAUGAACAUAAGCUCAGUGUGAGGAGGAGAUGUGAACAUGUGACUGAAGGAAGUGAUGAAACAGGAAGUAGAACCCUCCUCAACAGGAUCUACACUGAGCUCUACAUCACAGAGGGACAGAGUGAAGAGGUUAAUACUCAACAUGAGGUGAGGCAGCUUGAGACGGCUUCCAAGAUGAAGAUCCUCCAGGACACUCCCAUCAAGGUCCACGACAUCUUUAAAGCCUCCACUGACCAGCAGAGCAGCAUCAGAGUCGUCCUGACCAACGGAGUCGCUGGCGUUGGAAAAACCUUCUCGGUGCAGAAGUUCACUCUGGACUGGGCAGAGGGUUUAGAGAACCAGGAUGUGGGUCUGCUGGCUGUGCUUUCGUUCAGGGAGCUGAACCUGGUGAAGGACCAGCAGCACAGUCUUCUCACGCUGCUCCAUGUUUUCCAUCCAGCGUUACAGAAGCUCACUGCAGAGACGCUCGCUGUCUGUAAACCUUUGUUCAUCUUUGACGGCCUGGAUGAAAGCAGACCUUCUCUGGACUUCAACCACAGGGAGCUUGUGUCUGAGGUCACACAGAGGUCAUCAGUCAACGUGCUGCUGACAAACCUCAUCCGGGGGAAUCUGCUUCCCUCGGCUCUCGUCUGGAUAACCUCCAGACCUGCGGCGGCCAAUCAGAUCCCUCCUGCAUGUGUUGACAGAGUCACAGAAGUACGAGGCUUCACUGAGGCCCAGAAGGAGGAGUACUUCAGGAGGAGAUUCAGUGAUGAAGAGCUGUGCAGCAGAAUCAUCUCACACAUCAAGACGUCCAGGAGCCUCCACAUCAUGUGUCAAAUCCCAGUGUUCUGCUGGAUCAGUGCUACAGUUCUGGAGCACAUGUUGACCACAGACCAGAGAGGAGAGCUGCCCAAGACCCUGACUGACCUGUACUCACACUUCCUGCUGGUUCAGACAAAGAGGAAGAACAACAAGUACGGUGAGGGACAUGAGACGACUCCACAGCAGCUGACGGAGGCUGACAGGGACGUUCUCCUGAAGCUGGGGAGGCUGGCACUUAAACAUCUGGAGGAAGGAAACAUCAUGUUCUACCAAGAAGACCUGGAGCAGUGUGGUCUUAAUGUCACAGAGGCCUCGGUGUACUCAGGAGUUUGUACUGAGAUCUUCAGAAGAGAGUGUGAGAUCUUCCAGAAAUCAGUCUACUGCUUUGUUCAUCUGAGCGUUCAGGAGUUUCUGGCUGCAGUCUACAUGUUCCACUGUUACACCACGAGGAACACAGAAGAACUCAACAACUUCUUGGGAACAGAUGAGGACACAGACAGUACCUUCUACCUGGAUGACCUCCUGAAGAGAACCAUGUAUAAAUCCCUCAGCAGUACAAAUGGUCAUCUGGACCUGUUUGUUCGCUUCCUUCACGGCCUCAGUCUGGAGUCCAACCAGAGAGUCUUAGGAGGCCUGCUGGGUCGGACAGAGAACAAUCCAAAGAUCAUCCAGAGAGUCUCAGGAUGGCUGCUGGGUCGGACAGGGAACAAUCCAGAGAUCAUCCAGAGAGUCAUCUACAACCUGAAGAAGAUGAAGAGUGAUGACAUUUCUCCUGACAGAAGCAUCAACAUCUUCCACUGUCUGACUGAGAUGAACGACCACUCAGUUCAUCAGCAGAUGAAACAGUUCCUGACGUCAGAGAACAGAUCAGAGGAGAAACUCUCUGAGAUCCACUGCUCAGCUCUGGCCUACAUGCUGCAGAUGUCAGAGGAGGUUCUGGAUGAGUUGGACCUGAACAAGUUCAACACAACAUACCAGGGUCGACUGAGACUGAUCCCAGCUGUGAGGAACUGCAGGAAGGCUGAGUGAGUCCAGACAUGAUCAAUAACAUGUUCAAUCAGUGUGUGUGUGUGUGUGUCAGUGUGUGUGUGUGUGUGUGUGUGUGUGUGUCUAUGUGUGAGAGUGAGUGUGUGUGUGUGUGUGUGUGUGUGUGUGUGUGUGUGUGUUUGUGUGUGUGUGUGUCUAUGUGUGAGAGUGAGUGUGUGUGUGUGGUUGUGUGUGUGUGUGUGUGUCUAUUUGUGUGUGUGUGUGUGUGUGUGUCUAUGUGUGAGAGUGAGUGUGUGUGUAUGUUUGUGUGUGUGUUUGUGUUUGAGUGUGUCAGUGUGUGUGGGGGUUUGUGUGUGUGAGUGUAUGUGUCAGUGUGUGUGUGUGUGUGUCUGUGUUUGUGUCUGUGUGUCUGUGUUUGUGUGUGUGUGUGCGUGUGUGUUUGUGUGUGUGUCAGUGUGUGUGUGUUUUUUGUGUGUGUGUGUUUGUGUGUGUGUGUGAGUGUGUGUGUGAGUGUGUCAGUGUGUGUGUGUGCGUGGGUUUGUGUGUGUGAGUGUAUGUGUCAGUGUGUGUGUGUGUGUCAGUGUGAUGUCAGUUUGUGUCAGUGUGUGUGUGUCAAUGUGUGUGAGUGUGUCAGUGUGUGUGAGUGUGUGGGUGUGAGCAUGUGUUUGUGAGUGUCAGUGAGUGUCUAUGUGUGUGUGUGUGUGUGUGUGUUUGUUUGUGUGUGUGUCUAUGUGUGAGAGUGAGUGUGUGUGUGUGGUUGUGUGUGUGUGUGUGUGUCUAUUUGUGUGUGUGUGUAUGUUUGUCCAUGUGUGAGAGUGAAUGUGUGAGUGUAUGUGUCAGUGUGUGUCAGUGUGUGUGUGGGUUUGUGUGUGUGAGUGUAUGUGUCAGUGUGUGUGUGUGUCUGUGUUUGUGUCUGUGUGUGUGUGUGUGUGUGUGUGUGUGUGUGUGUCUGUGUGUGUGUGUGUCUGUGUGUGUGUGCGUGUGUGUUUGUGUGUGUGUCAGUGUGUGUGUUUUUUUGUGUGUGUGUGUUUGUGUGUGUGUGUGAGUGUGUGUGUGAGUGUGUCAGUGUGUUUGUGUGUGGGUUUGUGUGCGUGAGUGUAUGUGUCAGUGUGUGUGUGUGUGUCAGUGUGAUGUCAGUUUGUGUCAGUGUGUGUGUGUCAGUGUGUGUGAGUGUGUGGGUGUGAGCAUGUGUUUGUGAGUGUCAGUGAGUGUCAGUGUGUGUCAGUGUGUGUCAGUGUGUGUUUGUGUGUUUGUGUGUGAGUGUGUGUGUGUGUGUGAGUGUGUGUGUGUGUUUGUGUGUGUGAGUGUACAUGUGAGUGUGUGUGUGUGUCAGUGUGUGUCAGUUUGAUGUCAGUUUGUGUCAGUGUGUGUGUGUGUUUGUGUGUGUGUGUGAGUGUGUGUCAGUGUGUGUGUGUGUUUGUGUGUGUGAGUG